GGGGUUUGUUUUUAAAACUGUUUUAUAUAAAUACGUUACGUUUGUCUACUACGCGACAAUUCUACUUUCGCCCGGCACAUCAUGUUCCCUCUUUCUACGAGAGUGCUCGCUGCAAAGGGUUGUCAUCUUUCGGUGCGACCAGGCUGCAACGCAGCCAUCCGCAGCUGUAGAGCAAGUUACCAUUACUCAUCGUCUCCGGGGCGUACCACGCAAGAUGAUGUUCUUCGCAUUGGAAAAUUUGUGCUGGGUUCCUUGCUCGCGAUGGGGACAAGUUAUUAUGUCUUUCAGUACCGCGAAUACGGGCUAAUGUCAAUGAGACUGGAGGCUAAUGCUACUACCAACCAUGCUACAUCUAGCAGUGAGUAUGAAGAGCUCCCUUCUGUACACCUCCAGAGGAGUGGCCCAGAAGAACUAUCUAGUGCAAGUGGUGCAGGAAUUACAACUGACGUGUUCGGGAGCUCCUCAUCAUCAGCGCCCACCUACGGGUCUCCCGAAGACGUUCGGAACGCAAUUGAGGAACUACGCGAUGCCCUCCCAGGCAUGGAUUGCGUUCAGACCAGCCCAGAUUCCCUCCGGGUGCAUGGCUCCUCCGACCAUUCGUAUCACCCGAGUUGCCCUCAUUCGGUUGUAGUCGUGGCACACAGUACAGAGGAUGUGGUGAAAGUUGUCAAUAUCUCUCGCAAAUACAAAGUUCCUAUCACUGCGUAUGGCGGCGCCACGAGUAUAGAAGGCCAUUUCAACGGUUUUCCUUCGGGUAGCAUAUGCCUUGACCUGUCUGCGAUGAAUAGCAUUUUGGAAAUCAAUGAGGCUGAUGGUGAUCUGCGGUGUCAACCUGGAGCGAAGUGGGAAGACAUAAACAAUACACUGAAAGACAGGGGCAUUCCUCUGUUCUUCCCUCUCGACCCAGGUCCUGGAGCUACUAUCGGCGGGAUGAUUGGUACAGGGUGUUCAGGAACCAAUGCAGUUAGAUACGGAACUGCUAAAGCAGAAUGGUUUCUUAAUAUUACGGUUGUCCUUCCAUCUGGCAAGGUAAUCAAGACACGCCGGCGGGCGCGCAAGUCGUCCGCUGGCUUCGAUACGACCAAACUCUUCAUCGGUGCCGAGGGAACACUUGGAAUAGUCACAGAGGCUACAUUACGAUUGGCUCCUCGAGUACCUACCAAGGUUGCCAUGGCACAGUUCCCUGACGUCGAAAAAGCGGUCAGUGCCGUCCAGCAGAUCCUUAAUACUCCAUACGGUUCCCACAUACAAUGCGUGGAGCUGUUGGACGAUCACAUGAUGGCAGCCAUUAACACUGCCGGGGUGGUUGAUGCUCCUUAUCCAGUGCAGGACACUCUCUUCUUUAAGAUUCAAGGAUCCCCUGAAUCUAUUCGAGAUGCCUCCAAUGUCGUCCAAGAGAUUGUACAACGUCAUGGCAGCACUCGAUUUGAAUUCGCGGCCACAGAAGAGGAGGCAGGUGAGAUGUGGGAAAAUCGAAAAUAUGCUUUUUUCUCAACGUUAGCGACUCACCCUGGUACAAAGGUUUGGACAACCGAUGUAUGCGUACCAGUGUCUCGGCUUCCGCAGCUUGUCUAUGAAACCAAAGAGGAUCUUGCCAAAGCUGGUUUGAAAUCGACUAUCGUUGGGCACGUUGGUGAUGGUAACUUCCACGCGCUUAUUUUAUUCAAAGACGAAGAAGAACUGCAGAAUGUUGGUGCGGCAGUUCACAGAUUGGUCCAUCGCGCCAUCCAGAUGGACGGGACAUGUACGGGCGAACACGGUGUAGGGGUAGGCAAAACAGAGUACCUUGUGGAAGAAUUGGGUGAGGACACUGUGGAACUGAUGAAAACCGUCAAGAACGCCAUCGAUCCUCUGAACUUGUUCAAUCCUGGAAAGUUGUACCCGGAAAAUAACAAGAUCAAGACACGUAAAUGACUUCGAUCACUAGCGACGUGAGUUCGCGGACACUCCGAGAACAGCGUACUUAGAUAGCCUUCUUGAAUUAUACACUCCUUAUUCACGACCGCUAAACAUUUCCUGUGCAUCUUACCACUCUUCCUUCGCCCACCCCAUCAGGAGUGAUCCAAAACUCUUCAAACAG
This is a messenger RNA of Suillus clintonianus, 2080 nucleotides long. RefSeq names its product D-lactate dehydrogenase cytochrome oxidoreductase. The record is from RefSeq and is a predicted model, not a curated record. The transcript is spliced from 15 exons. Gene Ontology annotation, biological process: lactate catabolic process. Gene Ontology annotation, molecular function: FAD binding; D-lactate dehydrogenase (cytochrome) activity; D-lactate dehydrogenase (NAD+) activity. Gene Ontology annotation, cellular component: mitochondrion. The coding region runs from base 82 to 1914 and encodes 610 amino acids. NCBI's taxonomy places the organism in Eukaryota, Fungi, Basidiomycota, Agaricomycetes, Boletales, Suillaceae.